Molecule: messenger RNA, 966 nt
Organism: Spodoptera littoralis (African cotton leafworm)
Lineage: Eukaryota; Metazoa; Arthropoda; Insecta; Lepidoptera; Noctuidae
Source: the annotation of a GenBank genome assembly
AUGUACCUAUAUGAAGACGCCAGCAGUAUGGGUUCAAUUGAAAAUCCUUUGCUGAAUACUACUCCAGUUAUAAUAAAUGAUAUAAGGAAGCUCUACGGUCUAGAUGACCCGAAGAGAUUGAAUGAGACCAUCAAGAUUUUAGAAGAUUGGGUGCAGAAGCAGCCUCAUCUCAUCAAAAAGGAUUUCAGUCAGCGGUUUUAUGAGACAGCGAUUGUAACAUGCAAAGGGUCAGUAGAAAGGGUGAAGAAACAAAUAGACCUUUUGUGUACAAUGAAAACUAUGGUGCCAAAAUUUUUCUCAAGAUACAACGUGAAAGUUGAGCUACAGGCAAUUUUGAAAAAAGUAUGGAUAAUUCCUCUUCCACAUAUGUCCGAUGAUUACUACAGAUUGGUUUUGUUCAAAACUUUCAAUAACGACCUUACGCCGGAGGAAUUACUACAGUUCUUUCAAUAUAUUUUAAUUCUUGCUGAUUAUAUUCGGAAUAACGACUACGUCCAUGGGUAUAUAUUAAUAAUUGAUUAUCGCGACCUAAACUUGUUCAACCUUAUCACACGACUGACAAGUCCGGAUGUUCAACCAUUUCUCAAUAUUUUAGUUAAAGGAUACGGUGGAAGAAUGAAGAACUUGCACUUUAUAACAGAUUCCAAGGCUAUAGAAAUUCUUGUAUCUACUGUUAAGCAGCUUCUUAGUGAGAAGGUUGGCCAAAGAAUUCAAGUGCAUAAGACUCUAGAAGAUUUAUAUGAAAUAGUGCCCAGAGAUGUUCUGCCAGAAGAGUACGGAGGCAAACAGAAGUCUUAUUACAAAAUGCAAGCUGAAUGGGUGGACGAACUGUCCUCUAAGAAACACGUAGAGCAUUUGAAAAUGAUGUACAAAGCCGGCACGGAUGAGUCCAAACGACACACGGAAAAGUUCAAUGAAGAAUAUAUGGGCAUGCCCGGGUCUUUUAGGAAUUUAACAGUUGAUUAA